AUUUUAUUUCCGGUCUCCGAGCCAUGAUACGUCCGACCUAUUUGGAAUAUACUGGGCUGUAUUGUGGUUCCUGGUAAAAGCCUGUAGCACGGCAGUGGAGCAUUUCGCUACAAGCCUUGUCUUGGCGGCAACUCUUCCCUCCAACCUCAUGCUCCAACUUCACACAAGCUUCUCCCAGACGGCUCUGGAUAUCAGGCCCUUUGCGUUAAUUCCCCGGGUCAGCUGAAUCAUGGACACGCAAUCAUCGCCAUUAUGAGUGCGGAACCACCGGCCUCUCCUAAACGGCGUCACAUCUUAUCCUCCAUCAACCCCGAAACCUCAAGGCGGACGUCGCCAGAACGUAAACAUGGCCGACGGCGCCGCGUCUCUCGAAGCCCGCCCGAUAUAGAUCAGGACGCACCGAUAGCAGAUUCAGCAGCACAGUCGCAUCGUGAUCAUCCAACAAAAGAUGACCACUCUGUAAAGGACGACCUGAGUCGGCCUCGGCGGACGCGCAUCAGGUUGAAAUCCGACAAACGACAACGCCGGUCCCGCUCACGAUCUCGAGACAAACACUCCAGCUCUUCAAGGCGACAUGGACAUAGCAGCCGUAGACACAGACGCCGCUCUCGGUCCCCAACGCCGCCAAACCCACAUGAAGCUGCGCCGUUGGACCCCGAGGAAGCCUUUCGCCAAUCGCUCUUCGAUGCCAUGGCCGACGAUGAAGGUGCGGCCUACUGGGAAGGGGUCUAUGGCCAACCUAUACACGUUUACAACGAUCAAAAGGUCGGCCCAGAAGGCGAGCUCGAACGCAUGACGGACGAGGAGUAUGCCUCGCACGUUCGGCAAAAGAUGUGGGAGAAGACACACGCGGGUUUGCUCGAGGAACGGGCGCGGCGUGACGCAGAAAAGAAGAAGCGAGAGGAGGAGAAGCAGCGAAAUCGUAAACUGCAAGAAGACAUGGAGCGAAGCCUCCGAAGAGGAGAAGAGCGCAGAGCCCGCAGGUCUUGGGAGCGCCGCUGGGGAGAAUACGCCAAGGCUUGGGCGAACUGGGACGGCUCAGCAAGCACCCUUGCUUGGCCCUUGGAAAACGGCCGUGGCCAAGGUGAUAUUCGCCCGGAAGAUGUGCAUGCGUUCUUUGUGCAUGGCCUUGGGCUUGACGCUUUAGGUUAUGCAGCGUUUGUCGCCAAGCUCAAAGAUGAAAGAGUGCGGUGGCAUCCGGACAAGAUGCAGCAGAGACUCGGCGGAAAGGUUGACGACGAUAUAAUGAAGGAUGUGACGGCCAUUUUCCAAACGAUUGAUAUGCUGUGGACGGAAAUGCGCGACAAGGCUACCUAGAGACCCCCCAUACAACACAUGUAUUUCUACAAACAAUUCUGCAAAUCUGACACUUUUAAUCUCAUAAUAUCACUACUGUCAUGUCACUGUUCAAUAUUUAGGGUUCAAAAGGAUUUUGUUUAUAGAGUGUUUUGUAUUUCAUUGAGAAUGUAGCUAUAUGAAGUAGAGCAGCCACGCUUCCCAUCUUCUUCUUCAUUAGGUAUAAUAGGGUAUUUGUUCGUUGCUAUCGUAGAACGUUGUCGUAGUCAAAUAGUACAUGAUGCAUUAUAUUCCAGCUCUUUGAUAUUUCGUUUUCUUCUCCGAGGGCAAAAUUAAUGCGCUUAGAGGUUGGCCAUGAGGGCAGCGCCGCCAAAGAGAGCACCCAUGGCGACAGCAGCGGUCUGAGCAGGGACGGCACCAGCAGAGGAAGAGGCAGAGGCAACCUUGCUCUGAACGGCGCUGGUGACGGAGGCAGCCUUGGACUCGAGGCUGGACUUGUCGGCACCAGUGGCAGUGGCAGCCUUGGAGAGGAGAGAGCUGGCCUCGGAGCUAGCAGCGGCAGUGAUGGAGUUGACGGCGCUGCUGACGCGGCUGGCCUCGGAAGCAGCGGCGCUGGUGGCCUGGGAGGCGAUGGAGCUGGCCUUGCUCUGGCCCUCCUGGAGAGCAGAGCUGAUGGCAGAGCCGGCAGUGGAGGCAGCACCACCAACGGCAGUGGCGGCCUCGUGGAGGAUGCUGGAGGCACCGUUGAUACCGACAUCAACGCCGGACUUGACGUCACCCCAAAAGUCGGGGUUGGGGGCGGCCUGGACGGCGACGGCGAGAGCAAGGACGGAGGCGACGGAGAACUUCAUUGUGAAUGUGGUUGGUGGUGGUUGGGUUGAGGUUGUUGUGUAAGUAAGAUGCUUUUGUAUUGUAGAUGUGCUGAUAAUGAGAUAGAAAGACUAAGAGAUAGAAGAUGGGGAGGAAUGGGAGGGCUAUAUAUGCACAUCCCAACAUCCAUCGUCCGCCCCCUCCGCAGCAAGCCCGCAAGGUAAAGCACUCGUCAUAGUGCAUGGGUCUUCUAUCAUUGGCGCAUGGCGACUGGCUCCCUCUCCUACAGUACGCACCUCAUGUAGCAGCUGGCUUGCUUUUGCGAAACUGGGGACCCGCGUGCAAAGCAAAAAAGCUUGUUUGACCGUGCGCUGUUGCUGGUGGUCUUCGAUCCAAGGCACGACGCAAGCUGUGGCGCAGCCCCCCACGGCUUGCCCAAACCAAGGAUCAGCGGUUGCACGCCCUGGAAGCAGGAGCCACAGUGGCGUUGUUGCAUGGGGCAUCGUCGUCAUUGACUGCAACUUUUGCUGUGUUGAAGCCACAGCGCGCCAUGCAGUUUACACAGUACUUUGUGCAUUAGUUUACAUCACGCAUGCAAACCAAGGAACUGCAACACCACUAGUGUAUCAGCACACUCACUCCAUGUGAGGCUGGUGCGGUGCUUCGGCUAGGCUGCACAAAUAUAGUAAUACAUAUCACACCCUUGUGUUAUGCCCGCCUGGUUUUUUGUUCAGCGGGGGACGAUCAUUCCUGCAAAAAGCCUUCUCCGUGCUGAAUCUCACCCGGAUAAUGACGCUACUAUGCAUUCAAUUCCCGCACGUUGUCGCGUUGUUGAGCAAUUGCACCAGCCACACCGUCAUUGCGUCAGCGCGGAGCGUUACAGCCGUUGGAGCCGCGAAAGCUUAGCACGUCUCGUGGCGGACAAGGGCAGUCAGCCUGCCUGCCCACCAUUGUAAAACGUGGUCCUGGUAACAAAUAGACAGGGCAACGAGUCUUGGAUGGGCUCGCUUAGCCAGAGGCUGUAUCAUGAUUAAUCAACGCGAAAAGUGAUUAAUAUAUUUUAAUUGAGCUGUUUUUUUGAUUGAAUUGUUUCAAUUGAACACAAACAAGUUGUCCAAGUUUAC
[Torrubiella] hemipterigena is the source of this 3230-nucleotide messenger RNA. The record is from the annotation of a GenBank genome assembly. NCBI's taxonomy places the organism in Eukaryota, Fungi, Ascomycota, Sordariomycetes, Hypocreales, Clavicipitaceae.